Drosophila busckii is the source of this 1668-nucleotide messenger RNA. RefSeq names its product probable splicing factor, arginine/serine-rich 6 (gene x16). Bases 203 to 958 code for a protein of 251 amino acids. Gene Ontology annotation, cellular component: nuclear speck. The record is from RefSeq and is a predicted model, not a curated record. Gene Ontology annotation, biological process: mRNA splicing, via spliceosome. Gene Ontology annotation, molecular function: RNA binding; zinc ion binding. NCBI's taxonomy places the organism in Eukaryota, Metazoa, Arthropoda, Insecta, Diptera, Drosophilidae. The transcript is spliced from 2 exons.
UCGGCAACUGCAAUUUUUAUGCCGUAAAACAAAAAAAAAAUAGUGCCUGUAUAACAAUCAACUAUAAAUAAAAUUGCAUAAAGUAAUGAGCAAGCAACAAGAAAUUGUUUAAACAUAGGCGCUUGGCUUUAUAGCACAGAGAGUGAGAGACAGAGAGUUCACACACGCAUCGAUUUUUUUCCAGAGGAAAAAAUAAAAAAAAAUGUCGCGGCAUCCUAGCGACCGAAAAGUAUACGUUGGUGAUUUGGGCAACAAUGCACGUAAAAACGAUCUGGAGUAUGUGUUUGGUGCUUACGGCAGUCUAAGAAGUGUUUGGAUUGCUCGUAACCCGCCGGGAUUUGCUUUCGUUGAGUUUGAAAGUGCACGGGAUGCUGCGGAUGCCGUUCGUGGUCUGGACGGACGCACAGUUUGUGGCCGUAGAGCCCGUGUGGAACUCUCCACUGGAAAAUAUGCGCGUUCCGGCGGGGGUGGCAGAGAAGGAGGCAGCGGCGGCGGCGGCGGCAGACAAUCUGACUUUGGAGGACGUGAUCGCGGUGACAAAUGCUAUGAGUGUGGGAUGCGAGGACACUUUGCGCGCCAUUGCCGUGAACGCAAGGCUAGGCAAAGACGCAGAAGCCACUCCCUAAGCAGGUCACGCAGCAUAUCUCGACAUCGUCGUCGCACUCGCUCCAAAUCCGCCAGCCGUUCCCGCAGUCGCUCCCCCAUCUCAGCAAGCCGUCAUUCAAGACGCUCUCGUGAGAAUGGACGCGACGAAAAUGGUUCAGUGGCGCGUUAUAGCGAUCAGGAACGCAAUGGCAGCGGACUGGUAGACUCACCACCGCCAUUGAAACGACGCUACGAAGACGAAGAUGAUGAUAGAGACCGGGGCUCCAGAUCACCGUCACCGCCGCCACGUCGCGGUUCGCCAUCGCGACGACGCGGCGAUUCGUCUGUAUCGCGUUCCAUGUCCAGGGACUAGCGAUAAUGACGCAGCUCAUCAUUGGCCAUUGCUCUCCCAUUCCUGUAAUUGAAAGAAUAAUACCCAUACAUACAUACAUACAUACAUGUUUGUCAGGCAGUUAAUGCUUUAGUUUGCCCACGCAUUCUUAGCUUAGCAUAUAAUCUUUAGGUUAAUAUAUAUACAAACACACACACACACACACACCUAAACACAAGUAAAGAAUUAUAAUUUUUUGUCCUCAACGCCUAAUUUUAGAUCAAAUUGCGCUUUGAAUUUUAUCUAUAUAUACAUACAUACAUAUAUAUAUAUAUAUACAUAAAAGAAUAUACUCGUAGCUUAUGGCAGUUCGAUCGACAGUCGAUCUAGUCAUUCAGUAUAUAACUACACCCAUACAUUUGUCACAAACACACACGUACAUAUUUAUGCAUCAGGCUAAGAAUGUUUUGUAUUUCUCUAACCUAAUGUCAAUUUAAUGAAUCAGGCCCCCAACUAUAAUUUUCCCUAUCCUACUUCGAGUCAAGUUUAUAAGGUGUUUUUUAAUACUUCAUAUAAAGUUAAGCAAAAAAAUGAAAAAACGUAAUUUGCAUAGUUCGGAUUUCUCAUACAUUACGUCAUAGUUAAGUAUAAUAACAAUGUAUGAAUUUUCUUUAAAUGUAUGUUUGUACGAAACUAGCAAAUAUGCUGAGAACCUACAAUACAACAAUAAUAUUCUAUCAAUAAAUCAAAUG